AUGACCUCUACUUUGGCAGACGACCAAGGAUGGUCGUCUGGAAGUCUUGUGUCUUCAAAUCCGGAGCUUGAAGAUGGCUCUUACUCGCUCUUAUCGGCUUGUUCGUGGGCAGUUCUUAUACCCUUAGUGCAUUAUUAUCAUCGUCAUGUCCGCAAUCCCGCGGUGCCGCACAUCCGCCGCAAUGCAUGGGUCUGGCUGAAAUUGGUUCUGGCCGCCUCGUUACUCUGCUUGGAAGUUUCGAGUCUUGUGCUUCGUUGCUCGUUUUCUCAGCACAGACACCACAUAACGGCCCUUACUGUCGCAUCGGACAUUGCGUCUGCUGCCGGCAUCGCGACAGCGGUCCAUCUAGAGCAUCGUCGCGGCGUUCCAGCAUCGGCAUUCCUGAGCUUGGACAUUGCCAUUGGCCUUUUCAAGGACGUCGGCAAGGCGCAACUAUACUUCUUCCGGGGUCAGAGUGCGCUCAGCCAGCUGGCAGCCGCUUCAGCUUCGCUCCGCCUUGCCCUACUCUGCAUCCAGGAAUUUGUAGAGCCCGAGUUGAUCAUUGGCUCUUGGUCUCAGUCUUACAGCCACAGAACACUGGGCAGCUUUUGUGGCAGGGCUCUCUCCCCCAUCAGCCAGACCCUGCAGGCUUGGUUCUGUACGGUUCUAUCUAUUGACCGAUCUGGCAGCCUUGGUCCUGAAUUCGCACCCGCUUCGUCAUUUGCUGCGCUUUGGCAACGCUCCAAGAGUAGCCGACAGAAAGGGGGAAGCUCGCUUCUCAUCGACUGUCUCAUGACUUGGAAGACGGCUGUGCUCGCCGCGGCUAUUCCGCGCUUUGGCGUCACCGCAUUCAUCUUUACACAGCCGUGGCUCAUCCGCUGCAUGAUACUUUCCCACCGUCAAGAAGCCAGCGAGCCACUCAGCCUGCGUCUAGUGGGAGCCAUAUUCUUCGUCUAUAAUGGUGCAGCGUUUUGCAGGGCAGCUGCGGCGCAUCUUAAGUCUCGACUGGUUAUGAAAAUCCGAGCCGCUUUGAUCUCUCAAAUCUUGGCCAAGUCACAAAAGCUCAGAUUAUUAGAGGCCAAGAAGCAUACAGCUGUUGCACUUAUCAGCAGUGAGAUUGACAACGUAUCUGAUGGAUUCGCGAACUUCGUCGAUACUCCAGUUUUUGUUGUUGACACGUGCCUGGGCAUGUAUCUCCUGGUGGGCGUCGUGCGACAGGCCGCGUUUAUCAUAUUUCUCCCCCUCAUUUUGGCGUCAAUACUAGGGUACGUGUAUGGCAUUUACCUCACGCCUGCCUUACGUAAAUGGAAUCAAAACAUCGAGUCGCGAGUGGCGAGAACAGCACGCAUGCUGGCCCAACUCCCCACAAUCAAGAUGCUCGGUCUCGCGCCUAAAGCUGGGGACUUCCUUCGACAUCUUUGGAUCACCGAGAUAGAAUCAUCAUGGGACUAUUGGAAAAUUUGUGCGGCUUUCAUCUCUAGUGCUGGAUUUGUGGACAUGAUCACACCCGCUAUUGUUAUUGCUGGCGCGCUCUUCUGGCGCAUUUUCAGCCCCGGGAUCACCGCGGAGCUCGUCUUCCCAGCUUUAGGCCUCAUCUCGCGGGUUCAGGAUCCACUCUCCGGGCUUUUAAAAUCAGGGCCGUCAACUGUGGCCUUGCUUAGCAGCUUCCGAAGAAUACAGGAAUACCUGUCCCUGGAAGAAGCACACGACCCGAGAGUACUCUUGAGCCCGCGGCCGCGAGAUGUCACUCGAUAUUGGCCGACGGAGGAAGGCACUCAAGCUCUAUCGACGAGAUCUGUUCAGCAGGAUCUGACCCGCGUCAUAUAUUUUGAUAACGUGAACAUCGCCCCGGUCGGCAUGGACACGCCAUUGCUGAGCAAUGUAAACGUGGCCAUCGCUCCUAGUUCGGUCACCACGAUAUUUGGGCCUACCGGCUUAGGAAAGACUACACUCCUCAAUGGCAUCAUAGGUGAAGCUGAAAUAUCGGGCGGAGUCCUAUAUGUGGAUGACGUGUCCAUUGCUGUUUGCGGCCAACUACUAUGGCUGCCAGACAUGACAGUUCUACAGUUCAUAAUUGGCGCGUCGGCAUAUGAUGCACCUUGGUUUCGCACGGUCGUGACUGUCUGUAUGCUGGACGAAGAUAUUGACCAAUUCAGAGAUGGCGAACAGCAUCGAAUUGGUAGCGGGGGUAUGAAGCUAAGCGGAGGUCAGCGUCAGCGACUGUGCUUAGCAAGAGCCAUAUACGUCAAGGCAUCUAUAAUCCUGCUCGAUGAUGUUCUGAGCGCGGUAGACAGAUUGACUGCUCUCGCGAUCCUGUUUGGCCUCUGUGGAAAGGAGAAUGGACUGCUUCGGCGUUUGAACAGCACCGUCGUGCUGACUGGCUACCUGCCCGAAUGCUUUGAUGUUGCGGAUAGCGUUUUGCUCAUUGACGCGUAUGGCAAAAUCGAACACCGGUCCGGCACUGACCUGGACGAUCCCCAGCUUGCAUGCGUCAUACGUCUGCUGUACCACGACGGCGCUGGUGACGACGGGUCCGAAUCUGAAUCCGAGCCCGAGGCGCCGCGGGAGCGCAACUGUCGGACAAUAUCACCGGAGCUGGCACCGGAGCUUGACGAGGAGCAACCGCAAGGUGCAGUGCAGCGUCUCACGACUAGACAAAGACCGAAGCCGCGGUUGUACAAGCUCUGCAUUGACGUGAUUGGGCGCCGCAGGCUUCAGGACUGGUUUCUGCUUAUGUUGAUUAUGUCUCUUGCGGAAGGUUUUCCUGCAAUCUACAUGCGGUGGUGGGUCGAUACAUCGCCGACCGAAAAAAUGCACAUCUUCGGCUACGCCUUUCUCUCAGCCACCGCCGGCUUGCUUGGCGGCCCAUGCUUGGUUAUCAUGGGGCUGAAGCUGUCACCGCGUGCCUCCAUCGGCUUACAUGACACACUCACCGACGCUGUCGUACACUCGACUCUCGGCUUUUUAAGCGCAAACAGUUCCGGCUCCGUAUUGAAUCGAUACAGCGUGGAUAUGGGCCUGAUUACGAGGCAGGUGUCCAAAGGUGUAUACAACAAUAUAUACCUGAUCAUUACAACGCUAUUCCAUAUCGCAAUCGUGCUGUUUGGCGCGGAUUACAUGGCGGCACUGCUUCCUCUCUUCGUUGUGCUCAUCUUUGCAAUACAGCGCAAGUAUAUAGACGCCUCGCGAGAGUUGCAUGUGCGGGAAAUUGAAUACCGCGAACAACUUGUCACGCUGUUUCGGGAAACUGGUGAUGGCAUUGAUUACAUUCGAGGGUUUGGCUGGCAGGAUUUCAUAAUGCAACACAACUUUGACCUGGUCGAUAAGUCGCAGACGCCGUUUUAUCUUUUGCUCUGCACGCAACAGCUGCUGGCGCUUUCCCUUGACCUUGUGUCGUCCAACUUAGCUGCAGCUCUCUCUGCCAUUACCUUGUGCAUCUCUGGUUCUGCUACUGAAAGCUCCUCUGGGCUUGCUUUCCAGAUCCUCAUGAUUUUAAGCACAAGCCUGAAUAGGACACUGACCGCAUGGACGUCGUUGGAGACGGCUCUUGGGUCUGUCGAGCACGUGAGCGACUUCUUAGAAAGCACACCAGUAGAGUCUGACAACGGCACAACGCCAUUGCCUGAGAACUGGCCUGCUCAUGGCCGUGUGGAGAUGACGAAUGUAUCCGCCGGCUAUUUGUGCGAUAGACGGGAGGAGCAGAACGCCGCCGUUAUUCACAACAUAACGCUCUCCGUCGAACCUGGGCAGAAAGUAGGCAUCAUGGGCCGCACAGGCGGCGGCAAAUCAUCGCUACUGAUGAGCCUGCUCGGCUUGCUAGAGUAUGAAGGCAACAUCGUCAUCGAUGGUGUUGAUAUUCGCCAAGCGCCACGUGAUCAACUUCGGUCGCGAAUCAUCACCAUCACUCAAGACUCGGUCGAGUUUGAAGGCACAAUCAGGGACAACUUACUUCCGUUCGAGAAAGACUGGGCUGGGGUGGUGCCCAAGACAGCGGACGCGACUGAAGCGGAGAAGCGGAGAAGGGAGUUCAUUCUCCGCGAAACGCUGGUGCACCUGCGUCUUUGGCCCAUGCUGGAGGACAAGAAAGAGCUCGAAACUCUCGUCAGCGACGCCGGCUUCUCGUACGGAGAAAGGCAGCUGCUCUGCAUUGCGCGAGCUGCCGUCCACCGCCGCGUGUACGGUGGCAAGCUGGUUUUAGUGGAUGAAGCCACAGGUGGCGUGGACGCCUGGCGCGACCAGAUUGUGCGCGAGAUGAUCCGAGACUACUUUCGCGGGUGCACAGUCUUAAUUGUUGCGCAUCGCUCAGAGACCGUUGCGGAUUCCAACAUUAGCUUCAAGAUGGUUCGCGGGCGGGUCAAGUCUUAUAAACACUGGUUUUAG
Akanthomyces muscarius is the source of this 4359-nucleotide messenger RNA. RefSeq lists its product as uncharacterized. The coding region runs from base 1 to 4359 and encodes 1452 amino acids. Gene Ontology annotation, cellular component: membrane. Gene Ontology annotation, biological process: transmembrane transport. Lineage: Eukaryota; Fungi; Ascomycota; Sordariomycetes; Hypocreales; Cordycipitaceae. The transcript is spliced from 2 exons. The record is from RefSeq and is a predicted model, not a curated record. Gene Ontology annotation, molecular function: ATP binding; ATP hydrolysis activity; ABC-type transporter activity.